AUGAGAACAGCCGGAUUUCUUCUAGCCUUCAACGUAUUGAAAGAAAGACGGGGUUCUUGCAUCAUCGCCUUUGUUGGGACCCUGCACCGUUAUAUUCGGGUCACCGUUCCACUCUGUUUUGUAAUCAUCUGCUUUUUUCUAAUGCCCCUCAUCGCAUCGGGACCCAAUUCCCCUAUCAUGUAUUACCAGUUCUUUUACGAAAUAAUGAAUCACUGGUGGGCCAUACUACUUCAAGUAAAGAACAUCGUCGGAGAGCCGGAGAUAGGAGUGUUUUUGCAUACCUGGUAUCUGUCAGCAGAUUUUCAACUUUUUGUUGUCUCUAUGGUCAUCCUUGUCUCCUUUAGAAGAAAACCUAAGUGGGCUAUUGUUGUAUUUAUGCUCAUGUCAAUCCUGGGAUGUUCGGUGACGGCGUGGCAGUUGUACAACACAAACUACGAGCCUUUCCUUCUGGUAUUGGCCGAGUCAUUCCUUGCCCAUGCGGACACAUUCAGGAAAAUGUACAUCCUACCCACCUACCACGCUGCAUGUUUCUUCACGGGUUGCAUUGUGGCCCUUAUUCUGAAGUUAUUUGGAGAAGUCAAGCUGUCAAAGGUCGCACUCCUAGCACUAUGGGCAACGAGCCUUUCAUGCGGUAUGCUGUGCAUCUUUAUGCGGUACGAUUGGAACCGGGGUGCUAAACCCAAAGGACUAUGGGCAAAGGUCGCUGUUGGUUUCUUUGACCGACUGCUCUUUUCUGUGUUCCUCGCUUGGAUCACGUACGCCUGUGCAACUAAGAGAGGAGGGUGGCUCUGCCGUUUUCUAUCGUGGGAAGCGUUUGUGCCUUUCAGUAGGCUCACCUUUGGAAUGUACCUGAUACAUUUUCCACUCUACUUGGUCCUGUACCAUAUUAGCCGAGAGCGCAUCUUCUUCUCUCACAUAUCGUUCGUCAUCAGAUGCUUUGGCGUCGUUGUCUUCAGCUACCUCUUAAGCUACAUCCUGUUCUUGGCCUGUGAAGCGCCAACUGGCAGACUAGAGAAGAUUUUGCUCACACCACUUCGGCCAAAAGCUGGUUUGGCCUCUGAAUUGAACGGAAAACAACUCGUCCAGAAAGAAACAGUGUAUUGCGCUAAUGGCUUCAAUGCUAUUCCGGAUGAGAAGCCAAAAGAUAAGCUUAGUGGUGUUCACGAAGAAAUCACCGGCGCUAAAAAGGUCCAGGAUCCAUUUUGUCACCUUUAG
Molecule: messenger RNA, 1215 nt
Organism: Ixodes scapularis (black-legged tick)
Lineage: Eukaryota; Metazoa; Arthropoda; Arachnida; Ixodida; Ixodidae
Product: nose resistant to fluoxetine protein 6
Exons: 9
Coding region: 1-1215 (404 amino acids)
Molecular function (GO): acyltransferase activity, transferring groups other than amino-acyl groups
Source: RefSeq, a predicted model, not a curated record